Calypte anna (Anna's hummingbird) is the source of this 1546-nucleotide messenger RNA. RefSeq names its product coagulation factor IX (gene F9). The record is from RefSeq and is a predicted model, not a curated record. Gene Ontology annotation, biological process: blood coagulation; zymogen activation. Bases 42 to 1445 code for a protein of 467 amino acids. Gene Ontology annotation, cellular component: extracellular region. Gene Ontology annotation, molecular function: serine-type endopeptidase activity; calcium ion binding. NCBI's taxonomy places the organism in Eukaryota, Metazoa, Chordata, Aves, Apodiformes, Trochilidae. The transcript has 8 exons.
ACCACCAGAACAAUUUGUUAGCAGGAGGUUUCAGGAAGAAGAUGGCAAAUAACCCCCUCGUUCUCUCCAUUUUCCUUCUGGGAGCUUGUCUUGGUGAUGAAAGUGCAGUUUUCAUUGGGAGCAAGGAAGCAAACUCAGUUCUGCAGAGGCAAAGGCGAGCCAAUUCCAAGAGACUGGAAGAGUUUAUUCCUGGGAACCUUGAGAGAGAAUGCAUAGAAGAAAAAUGCAGCUUUGAAGAAGCCCGAGAAGUGUUUGAAAACACAGAGAAAACAAUGGAGUUUUGGAAAACAUACAUUGAUGGAGAUCAGUGUGACCCCAAUCCGUGCAAAAAUGGAGCUGUUUGCAAGGAUGCAGUAAGUUCCUAUGUGUGCUGGUGCCCACCUGGGUACGAAGGCAGAAACUGUGAGAUAGACUUCACUUGUGCUAUUAAAAACGGAGGCUGCAAGCACUUCUGCAGGCAUGACCCACCACAGAAAGUUGUGUGUUCCUGUGCCACUGGUUACAGACUUCAUGAAGAUGGAAAAUCCUGUACACCUACAGUGCCUUAUCCCUGCGGAAGGAUCACAGCUCCAGAAGCCAAGAGCAAGCUCACUCGAUCCAUAAACACCUUUGAGCACUGGAAUGUCACCAACGAUGACCAUGAUGAUGCUCACGAGGAGGUGCUGGACAACAUCACAGAAACCAGCACUGCUGCCACCACAAAAAUCACACCCAUAAUUAAGACAGGCACCAGGGUCGUUGGUGGGUCGGACAGCAUGAAAGGAGAGGUGCCCUGGCAGGUUCUCCUAACGAACAGCAAUGGUGUGGGCUUCUGUGGUGGGUCCAUCAUCAAUGAGAAAUGGGUGGUGACAGCAGCACACUGCCUGAGCCCAGGUGACAACGUCACUGCUGUGGCAGGUGAAUACAACACCCAGGAGGACGACCACACUGAGCAGCGGCGUCAGGUGGUGAGAAUCCUCCCCCAUUACACCUACAAUGCCACAAUCAACAAGCACCACAACGACAUCGCCCUCCUGGAGCUGGACAAGCCACUCACCUUCAACAGCUACGUCACCCCCAUCUGCAUCGGCAGCCAGAAAUUCACCAACGAGCUGCUGAAGCACGGGACAGGGACAGUCAGUGGCUGGGGCAGCACUCUCUACCGUGGCCGGGCUGCCACCAUCCUUCAGGUCCUCAAGGUGCCUUUUGUGGAUCGGCCAACCUGCCUCAAGAGCACCUCCACCACCAUCCUGCCAAACAUGUUCUGUGCCGGCUUCGCAGUGGGGGGCAGGGACACCUGCGAGGGGGACAGUGGGGGUCCCUACACCACCGAGAUUGAGGGCACGUGGUUUCUGACAGGGAUCACCAGCUGGGGGGAGAAAUGUGCCACACCCGGUAAAUACGGCAUCUACACCAGGGUCUCCAAGUACCUGAGGUGGAUAAAGGACACCACAAGGCUUACCUAAGCCAGCGGGUGGUUCUGACAGGCUGGGGAACGGACUGAAGAAGUAAUCAGUGUGUUUUUCAGAAAUUGUUGCAUUUUAAUAAACACUUCUCGAUGAACUAA